GCCCGCUCUCCCUCGUUUGUCAGCGACCAGUGAACGUUGCUGGGUGGCCCAGGGAAGUCGCGUUUUCCUCUGGUGGGCCCGAGCACACAGAUUGCUUGUUGACUGCACUCUCGAGGUCUCCAUCCAUCCAAACAUCCAGGAUCCCCAAGACGAACUUCAGCUUAUCCCUCCACGCUCCUUGACUUGUGUACUCGCGCCGUUCGCAACCUAGUCACCACGAGUAAAGAAUCAUCUUUCCCCAAUGUCUUUAUAAUUCUCGUCCGAAGCUUGUCGGACGUACACUGUCGCGUGUACACCCCACCCACUCCUUCAUUCUGUGAGGCUGCCGGAAGCUUAAGAGCCUUCAUAUGGCAGCAAUAUCCAUAUCACCCUUGCCUCACUCUUUAUCCAUCAUGUCGAGCAAGAGGGUGCCCUUGUCCAGCAACCCAAAUGCUGUCAAUUCGCCCUACAGAGCAGUGGCAGCUGCUGCAUCGAAGCAGAAACGAUCAUAUGCUACAAUCCAACGCGAAGAAGCUUAUGGCCAACCCCCGCCUGCUAAGAAGCAGAUGCUCGAGAGCUACCAAACAAUUCAAACGCCGCCUCGUCAACACGUGAACCAAAAUUCGGUGGAAGGACGUGUGUUUACUCGAAAAUCCAAUGCUUCUCAGCAGUCCGCGUUCGAGCGGAAGCUCGUUGCAGUCAGGGAGAAGCCACAGCAGACGGUCACAAAGGCGGACAAGACAGCUGAAGAGAACUUGGACACAAUAAGACAAUGGCAGAAGCAUUACCGGAAGAUAUUUCCAACUUUUGUCUUCUAUUUUGAGAGUAUAUCAGAGGAGGUUCGGAUCAAGUAUACAAAGCAAGUAGUUGCCCUUGGAGCACGCGAAGAAAAGUUCUUCUCGAAUGCAGUCACUCAUGUUGUGACCACUCGAUCCAUUCCUCCGGCACAGCAAAUUAACCCUACAGAAACUCCAGUUACGUCUUCGACGAACGACUCCCAAAAUAGCCAGCCUCAGACCAUUAACCCAUCUCUACUUGACCGGUCAUCAGAAUCGGCAAACACACAUUCUGAUUUGGGUGGAAGAGGGAAAUUUACAUUUGAAGCCCCUAUCAACAGAAGAUUGGCACCACACGGUCAAGAUGGAGAUAUUAGGAGACAACAAGGUCGCAAUGCAGAUGUUUUGUAUAGAGCCCGGGAACUGGGCAUGAAGAUAUGGGCUCUGGAAAAGCUACAACGAAUGAUGAAUGCUAUGUUUGAUGCAGAAACGGGACAGACAAACCAUGGGCACAACACCAGGAGCAAUUCAGUGUCAACGAUACUUCCAAGAACAGCACGCGAAGCUGAUCUUUCACAGCUGCUGCGAAAUGAGAGGAUCAAUGGACCUUCCGAUCGAGAUCCUACAGUAGCUACUAAGGAGAUCACGCUUUUCAAGGGUCCAUUUAUCUACAUUCACGACAUUGAUGAGAAGCAACGCCCAAUCAUGGUCCGAGAAUAUGCCAAAGUGGCACACAAAGAGGAUGGAGACUGGCCUCAGUUCCGCAGUGUGGCCAAUGGAAAGUGCCCAUUCGUUGAGGAGGUUGAUUAUGGCCAACGGGAAGCUGAAAAGGAAAAAGAAGCUAUUCGACUUCAAAGGCAACAAGAAAAGGAGAAGGCUAUGAUUCCACGAACUCGUGCGGCGGCCGCUGUGCAAGCAGCCAAGAUGCAGCCGCCAAAGGCCACAGGUAAGAGGACACUCUCUGAAAUGGAUAGUGCCUCAAACCGAAAUAUCACCGUCUCGACAAAGCAAAACAAUCCAUUUGCUCCUAGCAACAGCUCGUUUUCACAAAAGACAGAACAAGAGGCUUCAUCUCGGGGUAAUCAGAAUGCUUUCGUCAGCCGUGCUGGUGCCGGUCGCCUCUUUGGAGGUGAACCGGUUGCAUCAGGACUUCAGCCAUCUAAUAUCACGUCAGCGAUUAGAUCCACUAUGAUUUCUUCCACAGCAGCCCAACCAGGAGCCAAGGCUGGUACCAGCAAGGAGGUCCAUGGUCUACAACGAAAGGUGCUCGAGAAGAACAGUGGCGGCCCUGGCUCACACGGGCUGACAAGCUCCCAUCGCAUGACCGAUAUUGUCGGUGCUGCUAGAGAGGAAAUGGCAGCUCGGCCAUCACGAUUGCGGGCACAGGAUAAGCUCCAUCUUAUUGAGGAAGAUGUCGAUCCAUCCGAAGCCGAAUAUGCUGCAAGGAAGAUUGAAGCUACUCGUAAAGCAAAGGCAGUUCAACAGCGGAAACUUGAGAAGCGGGAUCCAAAACCUGGGUACUGCGAGAAUUGUCAGGAUAAGUUUGAAGACUUCGAUGAGCAUGUCCUGUCUCGCAAACAUCGAAAGUUCGCCGAGAAGCCUGAAAACUGGAAGGAACUCGAUGCCUUGCUGAGCAAACUCGUCAGGCCUCUUCGUGAUGACUGUUGAAACGAAGUUCUUGCUCCGGACUGCUUCACAGUGUACGCCGCCGUCGUCUGUGAAAGUCUAAACCCCAACGUAUAAUGAAAUCUACAUAAUCCUCAUACUGGCGUCCCGGGAAAGGUGUUCUGGUGGUUGCGGUACGCGCUGGCCCUUUGGCCACGUACAGUCUGCUUUUUCUCUUCUUGUUUUCCCCGGCUUUGCAACUAUACCAUACCAAGCUUCUUCGACGCAUUUAAGCCAGGCUUGCGUGCAUUUUGGGCAGGAGCGGGCAUUCAUUGACUGUUUUGUGCUUUUUGGGAGAUCUGCAUUUACAUCGGCGCGCGCUCUCCAUCUUUUCGUCCGUCUCAUUCAUCCAUUCGGGUUCAUCACCAGCUCGCGUGUUCACUGGGAAAGAGAAACGGUUGCAUAGUUCCUCGAUUGCUUGCUGCAUCUUCGCGCGUAUACCUGUCUGUUGUAUGUAGCGCGUCCAAUUCUCGGCAAUGAAAGGAAUGGGAAAUGACACAUGAAACUGAAAGAAAGAAAAGAAAAGAAAAGAAAGGAAAGGGUUGUUUAUUGUAAUCUUCUCAAAGUGUAGAUAAAGAAUGUGUGAUCGGUCUUCACAUGAAGAAAAUUACAAGACUUCGAUUUAUCAAUCUUUCUCCCUACAACCUGACCUACGUGUCCUUGAAGCGGUCAAGUUCCUCCUAAGCUUCUACCUCGGCGCAGACCCUCAAUUGAACAAACCAUGUGAUAGUGACGCUUUGCUCGGUCGCUGACGUUUCUACCCUCAGAUGCUUGGAUUUUACUCCUCGAGCUGUUGGAGUACAUUACUCGCAGCGUGCAGUAGUUCAGACGACCGACCACAGUGACGGAGCCAGAGACAGCGACCGGCGCCAGCACUAAGUCGAGAUGUCAAAGUGUCACUGCAUCGCAUCGCAUCACAUCGCAGGUCUAGGGGGCUAAAUUCCAUUCGUUACAUCACUAAUGCCCGCUCAGUUUUCUAGCUCUUGUUCUCUAGCUCUCGUUCUAGCUUCUUCUUCUUUCCCCCUUCUCUAGGUAGGCUGUGCGUAGAUCCGGUACCUAAAGUAGCAGUACAGUGACAUUCUGCGAAUGCAAUGCAAACGCGGCUCAAACAAAAGUUUAUAGACGAGAUUUAUGGAUGUAUGGCCCUGAUGAUUCGUGACGCGACUGUUGCAGUGGUGGUGGAUGCUUGUUCGGGAGCAAGCACCUUCUUGAUUCGGGUGUGGAGGCCGAGGUGAGGUUGGAUUUGUGUUAUGAUGUGAUGUGGUUUGGAUGGAAAGGAAUGAUGGGACCGACGGGAGAUGGUUUGGAAAGACGGAGGCUGGGAAGGGAACUGCAAUGCUAUUUGGGCGGCUCGAAGCGUGUGGGAGGGGUGGGAGGUUCGGCGGGAACCGAGACAUGUUCGGGACGGGGACGGGGACGGGCAGUGAGAUGUGGGAUGGGGGGUGUGAGUGUCACUGCGGGGAGGAAGUGGAGGUGGAGGUGGACGUAGAGGAGAGGUUGGAAGGGGAUCUUGGGUUUCUAGAAGCCUGUGUUGGAGGCAGAGAUGGGAAGCAUUCCAUGUCACACCACGAGUUGAGGUCUUUGUUGGCAGGCCGGGACGAGACACAAUCAAAUGUGAAUUAUACUG
Molecule: messenger RNA, 4047 nt
Organism: Cadophora gregata
Lineage: Eukaryota; Fungi; Ascomycota; Leotiomycetes; Helotiales; Ploettnerulaceae
Exons: 3
Coding region: 348-2423 (691 amino acids)
Biological process (GO): regulation of cell cycle phase transition; positive regulation of nuclear cell cycle DNA replication
Cellular component (GO): nucleus; Dbf4-dependent protein kinase complex
Molecular function (GO): nucleic acid binding; zinc ion binding; protein serine/threonine kinase activator activity
Source: RefSeq, a predicted model, not a curated record